This is a messenger RNA of Pundamilia nyererei, 6624 nucleotides long. Its product is annotated as cadherin-6-like. Gene Ontology annotation, molecular function: beta-catenin binding; cadherin binding; calcium ion binding. Gene Ontology annotation, biological process: synaptic membrane adhesion; cell-cell adhesion mediated by cadherin; cell morphogenesis. The record is from RefSeq and is a predicted model, not a curated record. The transcript has 12 exons. Bases 381 to 2771 code for a protein of 796 amino acids. Gene Ontology annotation, cellular component: adherens junction; plasma membrane; catenin complex. NCBI's taxonomy places the organism in Eukaryota, Metazoa, Chordata, Actinopteri, Cichliformes, Cichlidae.
UUUCUGCUGGGGACUUGUGAAUGGCAGCCAAUGGGAGGGUUGAGUCCCCUCAGCCUCUCAGCUUCCCUGACAUCCACAGCGAGAAGUGAUGCAGCGCGACUGAGACGCGCAGUUGAGGUGGAACAACGGGCAACAAAAAAGCUGCAGCGAACGGAUACACACUUGGCUCCGACGUGCGCCUUCAACACCCCGGGAACAUUUCCUCCCUAGAAUAAACUUCAUUAUCAGAUGCUGAUUGCCGCCCAAUGUGAGUCUGAGGAGCCUUUCCUGAUUACAGCAUGAGAACUGAUCCGAUACUCUGACCGAAAACAAACAAAAAAAACCCUGGACACAGACCACUGAGGAGUGGAAAGAAAACAGAAGGCUGUGGUGGCGUGGCCAUGGAUAGAAGGAAAGUUUGCAUAUUAAUGGUGCUGUGGGCCUUGGUCCACCUCAGCUCUCCAGGUCAAGGGCUCAGGGCCUUGAGAAGGACUACAGGGGGGCGGAGGGGGUCAGGACUGACAGGACAGGAUGCCAACGGAGUGCCACUGAGACGCUCUAAGCGAGGUUGGAUGUGGAACCAGUUCUUUUUGUUGGAGGAGUACACCGGGACCGAUAAGCAGUACGUCGGAAAGCUUCACUCGGAUUCUGACAGAGGAGAUGGCAGCGUGAAGUAUGUCCUGACAGGGGAAGGAGCCGGGACCCUCUUCAAGAUAGAUGAAAAGUCAGGGGACAUCCAUGCCACCAAGAGGCUGGACAGGGAGGAGAAGGCCUUCUACAUCCUCCACGCCAAAGCUGUCAACCGCUUCACCAACGAAGCGCUCGAGGGCGAGUCCGAGUUCAUCAUCAAGAUCCACGACAUCAAUGACAACGAGCCGCGCUUCACCAAGGACCCGUACAUGGCCAGAGUCCCUGAAAUGUCUGACAUUGGCACCUCAGUAAUUCAGGUGACAGCCACAGACGCCGAUGACGCCACGUACGGGAACAGCGCCAAAGUGGUCUACAGCAUCCUGGAGGGCCAGCCGUACUUCUCCGUGGAUCCAGAAACAGGCCUGAUCAAGACAGCUCUGCCUGGCAUGGACAGGGAAGUCAAAGAAAACUACCAGGUUGUGAUCCAGGCUAAAGACAUGGCCGGACAGAUGGGCGGGCUCUCAGGAACCACAACGGUCAGCAUCACCCUCUCAGACGUGAACGACAACCCACCACGCUUCACCAAGACCCUCUAUGAGUUCAGGGUACCCGAGUCCAUCGAGGUUGGGUCUGCGGUGGGAGUGAUCCGAGCCAUGGACGCGGAUAUCGGCCAGAAUGCGGAGAUGGACUACCGGGUUAUUGGGAGCGAUGGGCCUGGGAUGUUUGAGAUCACCACCAAUAGGAGCACACAGGAGGGUGUCAUUUUGCUGAGGAAGCCUUUGGACUAUGAAAGGAAGCGGCAGUACAGUCUGCGUGUCCAGGUGGAAAACGUCCACAUCAACCCCCGCUUCUACUCGAAGGGCCCCUUUAGGGACGAGGCCACCAUCAAGAUCAUCGUUGAGGACGUGGAUGAGCCGCCCGUGUUUGAGCGCGCCAGCUACGUAAUGGAGGUGAAAGAAGACGCGCCCAAGAACACCGCCAUCGGCUCCGUCAGCGCGUCUGAUCCGGAUGACAAAAACAGCCUCGUCAGGUACACUAUUGAUCGGCGCACAGACAUGGACAGAGUGUUCAACAUCCAUGCAGGCAACGGGUCAGUGUUCAUCCUCAGGGAGCUGGACAGAGAGGAAAACGCUUGGCACAACAUCACCGUCAUCGCCACCGAGUUCACCAACCCGCGACAGAUCAGCCGGGUACCUGUAUACGUCAGAGUCCUGGACGUCAACGACAACGCUCCAACAUUCGCCACCAAUUAUGAGACGUUUGUGUGUGAGACCGCUAAGGCUAAUCAGGUGAUACAAACCGUGGGUGCCACAGAUCCUGAUGCCCCGCUCGGAGGACACCGGUUCUUCUUCAAUCUUGCUCAGGAAGCUGCUGGAAAGGCAAACUUCUCUGUCCACGACAACAAAAACAACACAGCGUCAAUCCUCACAAGGAGAAACAGCUACAGCACCCUGCAAAAGAGCGUCCACCAUGUGCCGGUGGUCAUUUCUGAUGGAGAGUUCCCAAUGCAAAGCAGCACCAACACGCUGACCAUCAGAGUCUGCACCUGCGACCGCAAGGGCAACAUGAAGGCGUGCAACGCAGAGGCGCUCACAGCGAGGGCGGGGCUCAGCACCGGCGCCCUGGUGGCCAUUUUGCUUUGUGUCAUCAUCCUGCUCAUGAUCGUGGUGCUGUUUGCUGCCCUGAGGAGGCAGAGGAAGAAGGAGCCUCUGAUCAUCUCCAAAGAGGAUGUCAGGGACAACGUCGUCAGCUACAAUGACGAAGGGGGCGGAGAGGAGGACACCCAGGCCUUUGAUAUCGGCACACUGCGCAACCCGGAGGCCAUCGAGGAGAGCAAACAGAGGAGAGACAUCGUCCCCGAGGCCUUCUACCCUCCGAUCCGACGGCCUGUGCUGCCCCCAACUCGGGACAAUAACGGGGACGUGAGAGACUUCAUCAACCAGAGGCUCCAGGACAACGACAGCGACCCGACGGCGCCGCCUUACGAUUCCCUGGCCACCUACGCCUACGAGGGGAACGGCUCUGUAGCGGAGUCCCUCAGCUCGCUCGAGUCAGUGACCACUGAGAGUGACCAGGACUACAACUACCUGAGCGAGUGGGGACCCCGGUUUAAGAAACUAGCGGACCUGUACGGGGGCGACGACAGCGACAGGGAUUCCUAACGAGAACCUGGCACACAGACAAGGAGAAAAAACAAAAAUCCCAAACACAUGUUGAAAACAUCCGGAGGGUUCUGGUGCACGUGUGGCGAGUGAAAUGUCGAAAGGACGGAGAAACGAGCGCCGUCUGUCCGAGUGCUCUUUCACCGCCUUCGAUCACCGUUCAGUUGUCCCCUCCGGUGACCAGACGUAGGCUUUGUGUGUCCAGUCAGUGUUAGUUGCGUUUUUGCGAGGGCACAGUUAAAACAGACUUUGUGUCAAGACUUUUUGGUUUUUGUGUGUGUAUAUGGGGUGUACAUGAGGCCCAAAUAUAUCUAUACCGAUAUUUUUUUGUUUCUUUGUUUCUUUUUUCUCCAAAGCUGCCUGUGACGGACACUUCAACAAGCAGUUUUGUAAACCAACAGAUAUGCCUAUGUAUUUUUCAGUGUUUCUGGGACAAAAACAUGCUGCAUAUUGUGAGUUCUAUCUUAGCUUGUGUAUGUACGGUAAUAUGAUACAAUACGCUGUACAGUUGUUUUGUUUUUCUAGGGAUUUCUAUCUUCCAAACAAUCCCCUCUUUCAGCAAUGGCUGCCUCACUAUAAACACUUAGCCACAGUUUGAGUUUGAGCCACAAGAAAAUGAAAAAUAUGGUUCCACACAAGGUGGGGGAGAUAUAGAACAUCAAAUUUUGAGUUAGUUGUGGCAGGUGUUGAAAAGUGGUGGUUGUUCUUUAAUGGUUAUAUAAAGCGGUGGUAAAGGACUGCUACUACAAACACCUGCAAACACACUGGUUUAUCAUUUUUACAGUAUUUGAUUUUCAUCACCACACGGCUUAAAGCAUUUGCUGUGAGGUGGGCUGAAAUACCAAAUAUUUCCUUAUUGAGCUGAAUGUUGUCAGCAGUCUUUUUUUUCCUCUGUGCAGGGUGAAAUAUGAAGUGCACAGAAUAGUGUUAUUUUCUAUGCUGCAAUGAAAAUCCACAAGUCUAACAUGUAUCGGGCUCAGUUAGGGGGAAAAUACUGGUCUUGUUGGACCUUUUUGCUCACUUCACUUCAGAAACACAGAGUUGGAAGAUGCUGAGAGGAUGCCACCGAGCCUGAAAUUACAGCAUUAAAUUAGAUUAGGUUAAACAUCUUGUGGACAGUUACCAUUAAAAUUCAUUAUGCAAUUUUAUUUUCUUCCCUUAAAUGGCUCAUUUUAUCUGUUCAAGAGAGAGUGAAAGGAAAGGUAGCACUUGAAUCAAUGUAAGCAGCAAAAACAAUAGGGACAUAUUGACUGGAGCCUAAAGAAAUGUCUGCAUUAAUGUGAAGCUUUACAUCUUCAUGCAAAGCGUCAUAGCUCAUGAAACGAAUCAAGAAAGUUGCCUUAAAUUUAAAGAAAAAGAGCAAAAAAAAAAAACCCCGCAAAAUAAACACAGACACACAAAAAGAAAACAGCAAAAUGCUUCCACAGACUUCAUUCUCUUCUCACUAAGGAAAAAUAAAAGGCUCAAUCAGUGGUUUUCAUCCUUUUUCAUUUGACAUAUCCCCAGUCUGUCUUUUUGCUAACUGUUGUUAGCUAAUAAUUUAACUGUUAACUGUACUUAAGCGAAAAAUGCAUUAUAUUAAUACCUAAUGUCAGCCAACUAUCCUUUAAGCUAACAACUUUCUUUGUACCGUUAGCUAACACUUGAUGGUUUUCCAGUCUUUCACCUUGCUACUAUGUUAAUUCAUAGUGCUAGCUGACAACAUGGCUACUAACUACACUUCAACCAAAAAAGCCCACUGUGCUUUGUCCAUAGUUUCAACUAGCUACUGUUUUCUGUAUUGCUAUUAUGUUGUGCUAUCAGUUGUUUUGUACUGUUAACAGAACAAACAAAAAAAAAUUCAGCACUGCUGUAUUUAUAAUUUUAGCUAGCUGUUCAUCCAUUCUGUUUAGCUAAUAGCAUUUUUUGCUCUAUUAACAAACAGUUGCUAGCUCUACUCUUUACUGAGACUUUUAGUAACUAUUUAAAUGUCACUUUUGAGUUUAGCCAGAAAAUAACUUUUUCCCGUUAAGUGUUGCUAACAAUUGUAAAGAGGUGAUGGCAGUCAGGACAAAACACUUUAUCGAUAAGUAGGCUUUACUUUACUACACACACAAAACACAAGCAACCAAUAUAUUCAAAAAUGUUAUUAUACAACACUGUAUUAACAAAAACAAUUAAAUUUGAUAAUUUUUGUAGUGAUCUUUCCCCCUAUUUUUAUUUAUUAUAAUUCUUUUUUUCUCCAAAUCAAAUGUUUUUAUGUUCAUGGUACACUUUACUGGCUGACUGGCUAGGUUCAAGGCUUAAAACUUUUUAUCGUGUAUUAAUUUUAUGAAAGAUCAUUGAAGAAGAUGAAUGGGAAAUAUACGUCCAGAGCCCUUAAAAAAAAUAGGGCGGUCACUCUUUUGCAAAAGAGUGAUAAAUGUGUCACACUACCUACCUUAAACACUAUUUAGCUAAGAUUUUGUGUCCUGAGAAGGGCUCCGUCCUGCACUGUAGAAUGUAUAAUAAUGUAACAUAGCAGUACAGUAAUAGAAAUGUGCCAAAAAGCAAAGAACACCAGUAUUUUCCUUUAAAAAAACCCUUCCAUUAUUUUAGUCUCUUCCUUUGCCCUUCAUUACGUGUACUGUAUGUAGUGCUGAACAUGAAGCUGGUUCAAAUGUUCAGGCUUUACCCAACUGAUUUCCUGUGGGACUAACAGCCCUUUCCAUAAACAUGCUUAUCAAGGGGCACCUGACCUUUGAGUGGUGUGGAAUUAGGUUCUUAAGCCCAGAGGUGUGUCCUCGGCUCAGAGAGAAGGUCAAAACAUUAUCCUGCAGCAAGAUCACAAAGGUUUAAUUUUUCAAAAGUAGGAGGAAACUUGUGAAAAUGAUCUCUACCACAGCAAAAUUGGGAAAUUACUUUAAGAGCUGCCUAACUACAAACACACAGCUGUGAAACAAAGAAAAAUGUCUAAACCAGGAGGGCACAAUGAUAUCAACAGGAAAAAAAAAGGCCAGCUAAAACAAGCUCUGCCCUCACUUUAGCAAAAGGCCAACCAGUGAAGAGGCUGACAUUUAUCAGACAUUUGAAACAGUAAUAACAAAACACAAUGGCAUAAUUGCCAUAGUGCUACUUUUUCCCCCUCUAUCACGAGCCAGCUGAUUGCACAGUGGUUGGAAAAUUCUUUAUAUCAUAUACACGAGUUCUCUUUUCUAUUUCUUGGCUGCCUUGUUUUGUUUAUUAGCUUGUUGCUGGAGCUCCUGUUGUGUAAGUGGCCAUUUCAGACUGUGUUGCUAUGAUAAGCAUUUAAUGGGUUUAAAGACCCUUCACUAUAAGAAAACUGCUUUUCCACCUCAAGGUGCAAUGCGAGGUCUCAAAUGAAAGUCAACAUGACAGCAGCACUCACCAAAACCAUUUUUUCCCCUUCAGUCGUCACAGUUUUCUGUCUUCAUACAGGAUGUCAGCAUAUCGCCAUCACGAAGCCGUACUUGUGUUUUCCUACGGCGAGUGUAAUUGUCUACAAGCGUUGGCUCCGGGCUCAGUUAAAGUCGUCGAAAACGUUACACGUCCAAACAAACCAUGCUGCCACAUCAUUUUUUUUUCCCUUAAAGCUGAGGCAACUAGAUGGUGACACUGAUGUCCUCUUUCUCCAAAUAAAAUAGAUCUGUGGUUGUUGAUGUGUAGACAUGGUCGCUCUCGGGGCUCAACUCUACUACGCUAUAUUAUGUUGGUGACAAUGUGAUUGAGCAGUUCUGUCAAUGUAGAAACAAUUUGAGAGGUCGUGGUACUUGUAAGGGGCCCUGCAUCACUGGCCAUCCAUCAAUCUGCUUUGUAAACCGUGAUAUUUUGUACUGAAUAUUUAUAUGACACAAUUAAAUAUCUUUAAAAUCAA